Molecule: messenger RNA, 5125 nt
Organism: Anolis carolinensis (green anole)
Lineage: Eukaryota; Metazoa; Chordata; Lepidosauria; Squamata; Anolidae
Gene: slc19a1
Product: solute carrier family 19 member 1
Exons: 6
Coding region: 670-2121 (483 amino acids)
Biological process (GO): folate transmembrane transport
Cellular component (GO): apical plasma membrane; basolateral plasma membrane; plasma membrane
Molecular function (GO): folate:monoatomic anion antiporter activity; folic acid binding
Source: RefSeq, a predicted model, not a curated record
UCCUAGGGAGGGGAGUGUGGGAGGAGUCCUUUCGUGCCUCUGAGCUUCGCUUUUCCAGCCAUUGACAAAAGUGAAACCAAGCCCAGAGCCUUUGCUGCUCUGGAGAGGGACACGAUGGAUUCCAAUCGCAGGGAAAGAGAUGCCACCGAAGCAUUCGGCAGAACCUCCUGACGGCAUUCCCAGGCGUUUGGAUUGUGUAAGAUGGGGUUGGCCUGGAUGGCCCUUGGGCGUCUCUUCCAACUCUGUGGACCGAGGAAAGGACAGAGUUCGCCUUUAUUGUCUUGACAGGGGAGUCGGGGAGCAAAGGGACCCGUUAAUCACUGCAGUCUCUUUCUUUCCGCGGCAGCCGCUGCGUCGCGGCUUGCAAGCGCUUCGUUUCCACGGCCACCUUCCGCCCUGCUUGCAUUGUGGGCCUUGUAGUUCAGCCGAGGCUGAGGCCAGGACUACGGCUCCCGGCAGCCGCGGCUCCCCACGUGCGUGUCCACGGAGCUGGCCCUUUUGCAGGUAACUGGGCCCAAGCGGGAGCUUUUUUACAGGCGCACUGACCGGUGCUGGAGACUGUAUGCAGCCAAAGAGCCAAGCAGCUGACCCAAGAACGCCACUAGCUGCCUGGACUUAGUUGAAGGGAACUUCUUCUUUCAAGGAGUGAUCAAGUGACAUUUAUGAGACAUGUCUACUGAAGACGACAAACCCGAAAACCAGCCCCCUGACCCUCCACCAGACUCCCAGUGGAAGCUUCUAGUCUUCUACCUCUGUUUCUAUGGCUUCAUGGGCCAGAUCCGACCUGGAGAGAGUUUCAUCACACCCUACUUAUUGGGAGCAGAGAAGAACUUCACAAAAGAAGAGGUCACCAAUGAAAUCACCCCUGUGCUCUCCUAUUCGUACAUGGUGGUGCUGGUGCCCAUCUUCCUGCUGACUGACUAUCUGCGGUACAAGCCAGUGCUGGUGCUGCAGUGCCUGAGCCACAUCUCCAUCUGGCUGCUGCUGAUCUUUGGCACCAAUGUCCUCGCCAUGCAGUUCAUGGAGUUCUUCUAUGGCAUCACGAUGGCUGCCCGGGUGGCCUAUUCCUCCUACAUAUUCUCUCUGGUUACCCCAUCGCGUUAUCAGCGGAUGGCCAGUUACUCUCGCUCCUCUGUCCUGAUGGGUGUCUUCAUCAGCUCUGUGCUUGGACAGCUCUGUCUCAGCGUCGGGGGCACCACUUUCAUGACUCUCAACUAUAUUUCUCUGGGCUUCAUGUGCUUUGCAUUGGUCCUGACCCUGUUCUUGAAGCGCCCCAAGCGCAGCCUCUUCUUCAACAGAAGCGACCCUGUUUGCAAUGGCACCUCUCCUCCUGAGCUGGACAAGAUGAAGCCUGGGAAGCCGGGGUGGCAGAAAGCCUCAGCUUGGCAAAAUAUGGUCAUUAUCCGAAUGUUAAAGGAGCUGGCAUCCAUUGUGCGUUUGCCUCAACUGAGGCUUUGGUCCCUCUGGUGGAUAUUCAAUUCUGCCGGCUACUACUUGAUACUGUAUUACGUGCAUAUUUUGUGGAAUGACAUUUACUCUACCACCGAUAACAGAAAAGUUUACAACGGAGGCGUGGAAGCUGCUUCUACACUCCUUGGUGCCAUCACCUCCUUUGUUGCUGGAUAUGUGAAAAUACGCUGGACGGUCUGGUCGGAGCUCAUGAUUGCUAUCGUGACGGCAUUCCAGGCAGGUCUGCUUUUGCUGAUGAGCACAACUGGCAACAUCUGGCUAUGUUAUAUAGGCUACAUCCUUUUCCGGAGUUCCUACCAGUUUCUGGUCCCUAUAGCCAUCUUUCAGAUUGCAUCUUCCCUCUCCAAAGAACUUUGCGCGUUGGUGUUUGGAAUCAACACUUUUCUUGCCACAGUUCUCAAAACUAUAAUCACCGUCAUCAUAACAGAUAAAAGAGGACUGGCUCUUUCGGUCCACCCUCAGUUCUAUGUGUACUUCGGCUACUUCACACUCCUGGCUGUGGUGUACCUCGCAGCAAGUUUGUAUGUGGCCAUGAGGCACAAUGUGUGCAGAAAGCCGCAAGAGGCACCACCCGUGGAGGAACUCUGCAGCCCAGUUGUGGAAACCCUGGGCAAGGACAAAAGCACAGAGCUGGCGAGCUCAGAAGCCUGAGAAACCUGAUGGAUGGCAGAGAAGAGAGGGAUCUCCGUGCACGCUCCCAGAUGGAACGGGACUGAGUCUUACUUGCAUGACAAUCAGCACUUACAAGGUCAAGACAUCUUUGAUUUCCAGAAUAUCAUGUUGCUAUAGAGGUCAAGGGAUAAAAGCAGUGCUUGACAUUAAGAAAAGGCACAUGCAGUGUCUUGCUGACAGACCGUAGAUUCCUGCACCCGGUCCGGGUCUUCAGUGUGCAGUCAUUCCACUGUCCACCAUUUUGACCAAAGCUGCCAUUAGCAGAGACAGCAUUGCUGAUGCUGUGGGUGUGCACUCAGCAAUCAUGUGAAUAUGAUUUUAAAUUUUGCUGUUCCUCCUCUUCACCUACAGGGGAACCAACAGAGCACUUUUUUUGUUUUUACAAAUAGACAAGUUGUUUUAACUUUUAAGUUCCUAUAUUAAUUUGACACCAGUAAAUGUAUUGCGCUGGAAUUCUUGAGUUAGCAACCUUUGUUGAACCUGCUUGCCCUAGAAAACUGAGUUUCUUCUUACAUGGGCCUUUGGCAUUCCAGUCUCUCCUACCAUGCCAGCUCAGGGCCCUUCUACACAGCCAUAUAAACCAGAAUAUCAAGGUAGAUAAUCCAGAACAUCUGCUUUAAACUGGAUUAUCUGAGUCCACAGUGCCAUAUAAUCCAGGUCAGUGUGGAUUUUAUACAGCUGUGUGGAAAGGACCUCAGAAGCAGGAGGACCAAAGAAAGUAUCUAGGGCUGCUUCUUAGUAAUCAGGAGCUGAUAUUUUGCUCUGACAUAUGCUUUCUCCUUCUGUUCCCUCUGCUCAGAGCUAUAAAACACAAGGGUUUAUUUUCAAAUCAUUUUCAGUGUCCCAGGAUGAUAGUGUGCCAAAAAUUAGAACUUCAGGGACUCCUUGAGAACUUCUAUGAUUAAAUAUUUAAUUUUAAAGCGUUACAGCUCUCUAUAACGCCAUUGGAUAUGGAGGUUCUGUUUCUGUUCCAUCUUCAUGCCAUUUUUGAAAGGCAUUCUGCACUUACUCAGAGGCAUCUCUUUAUUAAUCCAUUCAGUUAAGGCCAACCACUCUCUAGAUUCUCAUGCAUAAGAACAACAAACAUUUAAAAGAGAAUACUUUCCUUUAUUCAGUGCCUUUAGAAAACAGUUUAUAGAACACAACACACAACUGACAAAAAGAUAUAGAGUCCCAUAGGCUUUUAACGAACUGUGUUGAAAUUUCACAAAAUACAGUAGACAGUAAGAAACUGACUGUGUGACUUGCACAGAUUCUUUUCCCUCCUGCCCCGUUAUAAAAAAAAGUUCAUUACAAUAAUGAAAAUAACAAAGCUCGAUAGAAAUUUAGCACCUUGCUGUCUGAAAACCAAUUGAAAUGGUUUGCACGUUAGUGUUUAAAACAACUGGCAGGCAAGAAGCAUUCUGGCACUGAAGUGGUGGAUGGGCUGUGCUGUGUAGAUCUCAGGCAUUCAGUCACAGUAGGGCCCUUAAAACCAAAGAUCUCUGGCACUUUGGGGUUAAAGGGUGCUGGGCUAUGAACCUGCCUACGACUAUGAACACCCCUCUCCCCCCCCCCCCCCCAAAAUCCGUACUGUAUCAGAUCUUGGAAAUAUUGUACUAUUUUGUUUUGUUUGGAUUCCAGCUCCCAGAAUCCUUCUGCCAUGUUUGUAGUUUGAGAUUUGCAAUCCCCAAAAGUACACACCUUUUUAUGCUGUACAGCACACGACUGUAGUUAAUUAUCUGUAUGUCAGCUGUUCCCUCACUGUAAAAUACCAACACAAUGCUGGACCCUUUUUGCUUUAAUAAUUUGGAAGAGAGGCUGAAUUUACAGCUAUUCUGAAUGGCUUAUUACCCAGUGGUUCCUGCCACAGUGCUGGGGGUGGGUAGGAGUCAGGAAGGUGAUUAUCAAUUGGGCUGGGCCUAAUGCUGAUUUGAGAGCAGCUGCUAAAUGAUUUUAGAUCUGGUGCAGAUCAAGACAAAGGUUUAUUAAAAAUUUGAGACACCCCUAGAUGGAGGAUCAUAGUUGGAGCGCUCGUAAGCAGCUUCCUCUGCAUAGAUUUGGCUCUGUCAACGAAGCCAAACAGCUCUCCAAAUGUAGACCUUUUGCAGUGACAGCUAGUUGAUUCUUUUAAGGCAGAAGGGCCAUAUACAUGCAACACAUGCAGCUUGGCCACUCCGGCACAGUCACUCCUGUGAGGUCAAAAGACAGGGUGCUAGUAGUUGCACUCUUUGGCAAAGCUUUUAUACUUGCUCGUUCAUUAUGAAAUUGUCAAGUAAAGUGUGACAUUGUCUCUAAAAAAUUUUAAAAGAUUUUUAAAAAUCAAAAUUAAUUCUUUUAACAGAAAUUUUGCACCAUUUUAGUUUCUCUCCUGGAUCCAUAAGGAAAACAUCUUGGUAAAAUCACCUGUCAGUCCAUAACAUUUAAUAUCUCUGGCUCACCUGCAAAGCUAAGACAAAGUGAAGUUAGGGAGAAGUGAAAAGGGGGAGAACUGUGUGCAGUGUAACAUCUGGCCAUCACCCCCUUGCUCUGGGCAUGUCAUCUCAGCAGAGGAUAGCAUCAGUUCAGCAACGGAAAUUGUAAGCAGACUAUGGAGAUAGUAAUGCAUGAGUAAACAGUUGAGCCAGCUUGUGAGUUAGGCAGUGGCGGAUAGUUGGGGAGGCUGUCUUGUAAACACAUUGCAUAUAGUGGUUACUCUCAGAAGGAUCACUAGGGAUAGUCUGGUGAUCCCACCUCAUUUUUAGCUAUGUGUCCUACACAUACACAGAAAAGCCUUUUAACUAUGGCCAUGUCCAGCAGGGUCUAGUUUAUGUCCUUGAGCACCACACUUCUAAAAAAUAAAGGCAAAAGCUGCCACAAGUGCCUAGCUGUGGGGCCCUUCUCCUGCAGGCUGUGCCCACAGUUAUGGGCUCCAAAGAGCAUUCACCCCAUCACCCAGCUCUCUGCUUCCCAGAAACCAUUUUCUGUUAAGUCAACUCCAAAUAAAUAGAAUUUCUGGCAUGUC